CCCUCUUGUCAUAGCGCUCGUGGGUCGCGGGGACGGCAAACGAAGCCAGACAGCAAAAAAAAACGAAAGCAAAGAUUAUCUUUCGUCGGCGUAAAAGUGCGCGUCGCGUUUGUUAGAUAACCUCCCGAUACGAAAACACUUGUCGCGUUGAUAUACAAGCGCGACGCGUGUGUGUUGAUUGUUUAUCGUCAACAUUGUCGCGCCCCUGGCCCUGAAGUUGCGCGUGUAGGUGAAUCGAAAACCGACCACAAUCAAUUAGGAACCGAUUUCCACGGAACUAAUUCCGGCCAGGCAAAAUGUCGUCCUCUGCUGCACUACAAAAGUGCAAAGCGGUCGGUUUCAUUGGUGGCGGUAAUAUGGCAUACGCCAUCGCGUCCGGAUUGUUGAGCAAAGGAGUGCUGCAACCGGAUCAGAUUACUGUGUCCGCCACACGGCUGGAAAAUCUGCAGGCACGCUGGGCCCCGCUUGGGGUAACGCGAACGACCGUUGACAACGCGGAAGUCAUCCUGCAAUCGGACGUCGUUUUCAUCUGCGUAAAGCCACAGAUGUUCGACCACGUGUUGAAAGACUUGGCAAAGUUGAAGCAAACGUUUAAAACAGAUGAAUCCAACCAGAAGCUGUACGUUUCUAUAAUGGCCGGCGUUACGCUUGGUCGACUGGAGCAGGGGCUGGCGAUGUUUCAGCCAUGCUUGAUAGCCCGUGCCAUGCCCAACACUCCGAUGCAGGUCGGUGUUGGCUGUACGGUGUACUGUCGCACGGGAUCGGACCAUCCUGUCCCGCCACUGUACCGCGAUAUGCACACCAUGUUUGCGGCGCUUGGCGUUGUGCACGAGGUGGAGGAAAGUAAGAUGAACGCCGCUACCGGGCUGGCUGGCUGUGGUCCAGCGUAUGUGUACGAGUUUAUCGAAGCGCUGGCGGAUGGUGGCGUUAAGCAGGGCAUUCCGCGUGACAUGGCGCUGCAGCUGGCCGCCCAGACGGUGAUGGGUGCGGCCAAGACGGUACUGGACACGGGUAAGCAUCCCGCCGUACUGAAGGACGAGGUGUGCUCGCCCGGCGGUGCAACGAUACACGGGGUACAUGCGCUCGAGCAAGGUUCGAUGCGAGGCACGGUCAUGAAUGCGGUCGAGAGUGCCACUAAACGGGCUGCAGAGCUUUCUUAGAAUGCUUUGUUUGAGUAUAACUCAUACCAUGCCAUUGUUUUUUUCAUAUUCAUCAAUAUAAAGACAAAUAAAUAGAUCCUUUUUUUCUGAUAUGGUUAAAA
Messenger RNA from Anopheles coluzzii, 1261 nucleotides. RefSeq lists its product as uncharacterized. The record is from RefSeq and is a predicted model, not a curated record. The transcript has 2 exons. Gene Ontology annotation, molecular function: pyrroline-5-carboxylate reductase activity. Lineage: Eukaryota; Metazoa; Arthropoda; Insecta; Diptera; Culicidae. Gene Ontology annotation, biological process: L-proline biosynthetic process. Bases 297 to 1160 code for a protein of 287 amino acids.